Molecule: messenger RNA, 5082 nt
Organism: Ctenopharyngodon idella (grass carp)
Lineage: Eukaryota; Metazoa; Chordata; Actinopteri; Cypriniformes; Xenocyprididae
Product: gastrula zinc finger protein XlCGF57.1-like
Exons: 3
Coding region: 155-2017 (620 amino acids)
Source: RefSeq, a predicted model, not a curated record
GUGAGCGGGACUUUUGUUUUGUAUUGGCUCUAUUACGUCAUAAGGCUGCGCCACGCUCUGAUCAUCUGAUGUGAUUCGCCUGAAGAAAGAUUGUCCAAACACAAAAAAAACUCCUGGUGAAGUGACUGAGAACCAUGUGACACAUAUUAUAAAGAUGGCGUUCAUUAAAGAGGAGAGUGAAGACAUAAAAAUUGAAGAAACAUUCAGAGUGAAACAAGAAGAUACUGAGGAACAAACAGAUCUGAUGACACUGAAAGAGGAGAGUCGAGAACUGAAUGAAAUAGAAGAAAAAUAUCAAUAUAAGAAGCAAGAUGUCACAACUAGAAAAAAAUCCAUAAAGACUGAAACGAAUUUCUCACGAAAAAGAUCUCAGAAGACAGGAACUGGAAGCUUUUUCACCUGCUUUCAGUGUGGAAAGAGUUUCAAAAAACAUGAAAGCCUUAGAGUCCACAUGGGAAAUCACAAUGGAGAGAAGCUUUUCACCUGCCAACAGUGUGGAAAGAGAUUCAAUAUAAAGUAUAACCUUGUACUUCACAUGAGAGUUCACACUGGAGAGAAGCCUUACAAAUGCGAACAUUGUGAAAAAAGUUUUAUUCACAAAGGAAGCCUUAAUUCCCACAUGAGAACCCACACUGGAGAGAAGCCUUUCACAUGUGAUCAGUGUGGGAAGAGUUUUUCACAGAAGCACGUCCUUAAUUCCCACAUGAACAGCCACACUGGAGAAAAGCCUUUCGCAUGUGGUCAGUGUGGGAAGUGUUUUAGACUUAAAGUAAGCCUUAAAAACCACAUGAGGAUUCACUCGGGAGACAACCGUUUCACAUGUAAUCAGUGUGAAAAGAGUUUCUUUAGUAAAGAUAGCCUCAACAGGCACAUGACACUUCACACUGGAGAGAAGCCUUACGCAUGCAAAGAGUGCGGCAGUAGUUUCACACAUAAAGCACUCCUUGAUUCACACAUGAGAAGGCACACUGGAGAAAGCCCUUUCACCUGCGAACAGUGUGGGAUGAGCUUUACACGUAAAGAAAAACUUCAGAUUCACAUGAGAAUUCACACUGGAGAAAGACCAUUCACAUGUGAUCAGUGCGGAAAGAGUUUCAAUCAUAAAACAUCCCUUGUUUCACACAUGAUAGUUCACACUGGAGAAACACCAUUCACAUGUGAUCAGUGUGGAAAGAGUUUCAAUAAUAAAUCAACCCUUGACGCACACAUAAGAGUUCACACUGGAGAGAAGCCUUAUACCUGCGAACUGUGUGGGAAGAGCUUUACACAAAAAGGAAAUCUGAAGAAUCACAUGACAACUCACACAGGAGAGAAGCCAUUUGUAUGCGCCGAGUGUGGAAAAUGUUUUGCACGUUACCAUGCCCUUAAUUUACAUAUGAAGAUUCACUCAGGAGAGCAAUGUCCUCGUUGUGGAAGGAGAUUCCCAGAUAAGAAAGGACUUGACAAGCACAUAAUAAUUCACAACGGUGAGAAGUGCCAGCAAUGUGGAAAGACUUUCAGAUUUAAAGGAAACCUUAAGGUUCACAUGAGAAUUCACACUGGAGAGAAGCCUUUCACAUGCUCUCACUGUGGAAAGGGUUUCAGUCAGAACGUAGGCCUUCAGAUUCACAUGAGACUUCACACUGGAGAGAAGCCUUUUACAUGUAUACAGUGCAAGAAGAGUUUCACAUAUCAAAGAGACCUGAAGCGUCAUUUGCAAACUCAUUCUAGAAAGAAAUUGCAGGGCUCUGAAUGUGACAAAAAGUCUACGAAAGUCUACAAAAGUCUGAAGUCUACAAAAAGGAGCAAUUUCAAAAAUCACCUGCGCAUUCACUCUGAAGAAAGGCAAUUUAAUUGUGAUAAGUGUAUUAAAUUUAUUUCGCCAUCACACUUACAGAUACAUCUGAGAAGUCAUGCAGAUGGCCGACGUUAUUUUUGUUCUUUGUGUGGAAAGAGAUUUAAAUGGCUUGGUAAUUUAAAAUGGCACCAGAAAAUACGUAUCUGUGUGAAAAUAAGGCUACGUCCACGUAACAGCUAAAUGUGGGCCAGAUAUAAUUGUGUACAUUCAUGAUCAUUUGCAUUCUCCACCUCUUUAUAAUUUUGCCUCGAGACUUUUUUUGUCAUGUAUAUAUGUACUCAUGUGGCUGCACCUCAUCAUCUGCUUUGAUAUUGUUUAAUGGUCCUCAAACUUUUUUUAUCCUAAGGCACACUAUUGUGAAUCUUUUUCAUGUGAGCUCACGAUGAACAAAAACUUGUUGAAAAUGAAUUGUGCCAAGCAAUCCUUGCUGUGGUUACAACAUUAAAACACAGCAUGCCACAGGAAAUGUGUUCAAAAGCAGCGCAUACACUAAAAAUACUUCUAUUUAAGUUCAUAUAAAAAAUUUAAUUUCUGGAUAAUGAUUUCAUAUAAUUUCAGUGUUUAACUCCUUUAAUGAGAGUGGCAUAUUUAAUCUAGAGCAGGGUUGUCCAAACUCGGUCACUGUCCUGCAGAGUUUAGCUUAAACCCCAAUUAAACACACCUGAACCAGUUACUCAAGGCCUACUAGGCAUACUAGAAACUUCCAGGCAGGUGUUUUGGAGAUGGUUGGAGCUAAACUCUGCAGGACAGUGGACCUCCAGGACCGAGUUUGGACACCCCUGAUCUAGAGUGUCUGAAAAUAUUUACACCUAGUUUAUUUUUUAUAAAUCCUGAUGUGUGUGGAAAAUUGCGUAUACAUUUCUAUGCCUAUUAUGUGCAUAUGUAACGUUAAUACAUCAGGCCCCUGCUCUGGAGGACUGGAGCAGGUUUUAUUCUGGGUUAGAGAUUACAACCAAAACUGGACCAAUCAGCUGCGAAGUAAGUGACAUAUAUCUGAUGUAGUAAAGACACUCCCCCUGUAUCUCUUGCUCCAAAUUAAAAACAGUUUCUAGUGAAAGAAUUUUAUAGACAAAAUUGUUUGGUUUUUUUAUGCUGAUUUAUUAUAAAUUAUAACCGUGUAAUUCGUAAUGUCUUCAGAAUUAUUUUAAUUAACAGUUAAUAUUAAACUGCAUUAAAAUUAAUAUAAAUUUAUACAUAUAAAUAUAAGCUUUAAUAUAAAAGGCUUAAAAUGAUUAAGCUUGCAUGUUUUUUUUUUUGAGCUCUUUAUAAGUUAAAUUCAGUUGAUUCAUUUGCACUGAUAUUGUCAGAUAUUUUCUUUCAGCUGCCUUCUCAAACUUUUGAGGCGGCAGCAGUAUUUAUUCCUGUUUUUCAACAAAAGUGAAUUGAGCCAGUUGUUGUGAGAAGUGAAUCUUGUGGCAAAGUGAAUUUAAUUUGAGUUGAAGCCCAACAGGGCUGAGGUGUCUCUCUCCGAACAUCCAAAUGGCACCCUCAUGGAGUUUAGCUACUUCAGUAUCACAGUUUUGACAAAUCUGCCACUUCUGGCUUGGAACAUCCACAUUCACAAUAACCUAACAAAUCCCGAAUGUAACUCCUUAAUUAGGGGUUCAAGCACUAAGUGCUGAAACCUUAUUGUAAUUGUAAGGAUUUUUAAAACGAAUCGUGCAGACCAAACUGUAAGUGCUAGAGACUUGAAACUUGGCCAAAUGAUAGUCCUCAAUUUGGGGAGAACCUCACAAGAGAUGACCCCAAUCGGCCAAUAGGGGGUGCUACAGCGACCAAAAGUUCAAAAUCGCUCAUAACUCAUAGACCGUUCGUCAUAGACUCAAGUGUCUUAUAUAAUUGUAAUCCUUGGCUCAAGACGAACAAAAUUUGUUUUCCGCCAUUUUGAAUUUUGUCCAAAACCUACUUUUGCGAACUAGGUCUACGUUUUUUGCCCGAUCGAUACCAAACCAGUGCAGAAAGAUUCUCUGGAGUCUGAAUAUCAAUGAUUAUCAAAAAAAAAGUUGUAAUUUUGAUUCAAGGUCACUAAGGGGCGCCAAAACGUACGGUGUGGGCAGAGCCACUUUUACUAAAAUGGCUGUAACUCAAGAACAAAAUGAGACAUUUGCACCAAACUUGGUACACAUGUGUAGGGGCUCAAUCUUUGGUCACGACAAAAAAAAUCACGUCUAGGUGGUGCUAUAACUUGAAAAAAAACAUGAAAACAGCUGUCUCUAUGCAGUCCGAUCGACUUGAAAUUUGGUCCAAGGGGGCAAGUCUAUGAGGACAUUGGCGUAUCUCAAAAAACAUGGCCGCCAUCGGCCAAUGAAGUUUGAGCACCUAUUAGACAAGGUUAAUGGAGGCCAAUCAGGGCCCGUAUGUAUAAAACUUCUCAGAAAUGCUCUUAAGAAUAGUCUUAAGUUUUGACUUGAGUGUCAAAAAAUUCUUAGUAAAGAGUAGGACUUUUCUAAGAGUAAGAUACUUUUAUAAAGAAGCUAAAAGCAACUUUUAGUAAAGUCUAAGACUGAUUCUUAAGUGCUGACUUAAGUGUUGUGAACUAAGGACUACAAUGAUGUCAACUCAAAAUGGCCGCCCUUAACCUCUGAAUCAGCCAAUAGCGAGUCUGCAAGGGUGAAGUCACAGCAGCACAACACCAAUAAUUAUAAAAAAAAAUCAUUUAAAAAGACACUGAAACGUUUUAAUAUUGUAAUUUAUUUUUAAAAAUUGCAUUGCAUUGUGCAAAAUUAUCACAAAUUAGUACUGAUGGUGUGGAAUCUUUUUCUAGUGAUAUAUGUCUCCUCAUUUACAAUUGGAGUGAUGAUGUGAACACGAGUUCAUCAUCGGCUUCAACAACUCCAGGGAAGCCCACUAUCAACAUAAAAGUGGCUUGCUUUUGCCGCAUGGUUUGAUGGUCAGUUAGAAAGUCAAUGAAGUGCCAUAGAGUAGUGGCCAAAUGUGAUGUCCAGCCAUAUGAAAAUUGACAUCUUCAACCUUAAUUCAAAUAUUUUAAAAAUGUUAAAAGAUGUAAGCAUAUCGUGUAGCUGUGCUUGGAGUCAAUUGUUUCAAGUGUGAUAAUGAAAUGAAAUUUCAAGUGAUUUCAAAUUAUUUUUGGCCAGGCUGUCAUACAAAGUAAUUAUGAACACAUGCAAAAACAAGAGAGAACCAAUGAAAUAUUAAAAACUGAUUAUGUUGUAGUCAUUGUCAUAUUUUAAAACACUUAAAUGAUAUAAACAUAAAAAUAAAAAUAUUUUCCUCAUAUUUUGAUG